CCAUUACGUGUGUAGUCUGAACUCCGGUGUUCGCGAGCCGUGCAUCUACGCGUGAUACGCGGAGAGAUCGAGUAUGUUCUCGCAUAUAUUCGCGAGCGUUUCGUCGGGUAUAUUCUCGCGUGCGAACCUACGUAACGUUAAUGCACCGACCGCCGACCAAUCACCACCGAUUCCAUUCUUAUCGGACAAAACGAACGGCCGCUUUCGUACGACGAACUUCUGACAUCGACGAGCUAGCCGAGCGCGCGCGCGCGUGCACGCACGCACGCACGCUCGCACACGCGAAACGCACACCUAGGUGCGCCGUAUCGAAAAGGAUACGCGUGCACACAUCGACGACACAAAGCACACGCGCACGCUUGGAACACCAGCUUGGAGCAGCUUACACCGACGAGCACGCCGAAUCACGGUGCACGUAUAUGCGCGCGCACGCACGCACCCACGCACCCACGGCACCGACACAACGCGAAGGCGCCGUCAACGAGAAGGCGGAAGGCGGAACCACCACCGACGCACACUGGAUGUCGUUCUUCUAGUACACUUUCAUCCUCUUUCGGAACGGGUACUGCUACUCUAAUUUUUUCAUCGAUCCGAGCCGCGCGUCCUCAUUGCCACCUCGUCCACCGUACGCGAGCACCGAUUUUGGAACAAGCGAGAAAGAAAGGGUUGAAGAGCGAGAUAGGGAGAGAGAGAGAGAGAGAAAGAGAGAGAGAGAGAGGGAGGGAGAGCGAUCGAGCUUCGGAUACGAUUCCUUGUUCUCUCUCUCUAUUGCCUCGAGCCGACGUUCGAACGAGCCGUUCCGUUCCUUCGUAGCUCGGCGUUUCUUCCGAAAUCGAUCUCUGCGUGACCGACCGUUGAACCGUACACCGUUUCUAUGCCUUCCGGGCGACCAUUAUUCCUCUCCUCCGUCGUGGCAUCUGCCAUUUUCUAUCCACGAGCACGCUUUGAUCUCGAAACAGCAAGGAACGACGAGCAGUCGCACGCAAAAUGAAAAUCGGAAAACCUCGAACGAAACACGCAAUCGCGAACCACCAAAGACCGCAACCGCGGGCGCGAGCGCGACGAACGAGCCACGACUGACGGUCGACGGCGCAGUCAGCUCUCCCGUGACGACUGACGACCGUGACACCACGCGGCUCUUCGGGGAGGUUCGCCCAGAUUCGUCUGUUCUCGAUCGUGCUCGACUAUCCUUCGGCUUUCGUUUCUCGGCGUUCGGUGGCGUUCGGUGGCGCCCGGCGGCGCUCGGUGGCGCUCGGAACUCGGUGCUCGAUGUUCGGUGCAUCUAUGUUCUGCCCUCGGACCUGCUCGGACCUCUGUUUUUGUUCGCGCUUUUCAUCUUCGGCUGCGUCGGCCCUUCCGGAGAAAAUUCUAUCGUAACAUCGUAACGCGAUGUCUUCUCUUUACGAUGUCACCGAUCGAACUGCGCACCCGUGGCCAGUUACGUGCCCCGCCGCAUUACGACCGAGCCAUCGAGAUGCCGGAAUCCCUUCUGCUCUCGUCAACGACACCCCUCGAAAAUUCCUAUUCGCCCCAGUCGAUACCGUUUUCUUCGGCGAAGCAGCCGAACCGAUGUUUUCCACGUACGGGUAACAACUGUCUUUGCAUUUUAUUCGACUCGGAACUCGAAACCCUGGAACCUGUAUGGUCUACGGAAUUAUGCGAGACGUAGAUCGAACCGUGUAAACUGUAAUCUGCAAACCGUAGCGGAAACACGGCAGAAAUAGGUAUAUUCCGCGACUCUGACAAUGCAAGCGAGCAAAAUGGAGCGCCGCUUGGAGCUUGGAGCACAGGGUUGCUACGCUGCGCCGCUAUCGUGCCGCUGCCAUUGUCGCUGUCGGUACUCGAACUCGCCGGUAUCGAUUUAUAUCGGAAAUAUCGAAGAUCGAACUCGCGUCUCCAUCUUGAGCACCGGCCGGACCGAACUUGUGUUUCAACUUUCAACUUAUUUCGACGAUCGAGGAUGAACGCGAAAUUAGCGGGAACGUAACAAGCAAUUUGUACUUUCUACGAAUAAUGUCCCGAGGAGAUGUACCGUACCUGUGAAAAUUCGUAUACAUCGACACGGCCGAGUAGAUUCAUUGUUGCAAGUAUGCACGGAUGCGUAGCGAGUGGCGAACGAUUAUUAACGACGGUAGGCCGACGAUGGGGUUUUACGAUACGCGAGAAACAGGAUCGUUGGAAAACGAGAACCGAUGUUCGAGCUGGUUCGGACAAUGCGAACGAGAGACGGUAAUAGCGGCACGGACCGAGUAAUGGGAAUAAAGGAAAGCGUCAUCUACCUACACCGUUUGACACCGGAAAUUAAUUGACCGAUCAAACAAUCGUAAACUUCCUUUCGUAAAUAACCGGAAACUAGACGGAAGUACGUGGCGCGGCAUCGGUUGCAUUUACGGCGCGAGCACGUUCCUGCGGCUCGAUCGUUCGCAUCGGAGCUAUCCGAAACCUGCAGCCUCGUUGUUUCUCUCGUUUCUGUUCCGCCUCUGUUUCUUUUCUUUCUCUUUCUUACCGUUUACUAUUUUUCAGGGAUCUUUAUAUUUCUCGUCGCAUCGGCCCGCCCCGAUACAUUACAGAAUACAAAAUUCGACACCGAAGGAUUCGAAUGCUUCAUAGCCGCUUGUAACCCGUAUUCGACGUCGUCCGAGCGAUCCGUGUUCAACAUGUAAUCGAGAAGCUCCGAGAGUACCUGUCGGCGUGGUCUAUUGAAGAAUUCGCCCAUAGUUUCGUGAACGUUUGCAUCGGGUCGGCUGAGCAGGACGCACCUACCAAUUGCCGAUUGCUGUUUUGCUACCAUAUUAGCACCAGGAAGAAGGCACGAGCACCGCGGAUUUCGAGCACGGUGUAGGUGCAGCGGGAAUCGUUCCCGGCAACACCCGUCCAUCGAUAUCGCGGCGUCAUGCCAACGUAACGCGCAGAGACAACAGGAUGAGACUUACUUCAGUAAAAGGGAGAUCACAGCCUUGAUCUCCGGAUGCGCUGCCAGAUAAAUCUCAUUCUCGUUUCUGACCGUCGCCUUUCUCAGGUUCAACUUCUUCUUCUGAUCCUUGCUCAAGGCGCCGAUAUCGUAGUUUCGCGUGCCAUGAGCCAGGUCUUUCGGAUGAAAGGGACGUUUGGACGAACAGUCCAUUUAGGUCCAAGUUCCAAGAUCACCUUCGACGAAUUUCCGUUCGAACAAUGGAAUUGUCCAGUUUCCAACGAUAUCGGACAGAUUGGCCGACGCGUCGACGAUGAAACGAAUCGAAUAACCUUUUCAUGCUGGACACGACACGCGGCAUACGACCGUACGUUGUUUCGCUUCAAAUGUAGACAAAUAGCUUCUUUCGUUUCGCGACAGUACGAUAGAUGUAGACGUAGAUACGCGUAUCGCGGACGACGCAUUUUAAAUUCGACGAGUUUUGUCUAGGUCUCGUCGCGAUCAGCGAACGUUGGAAGAAAUCUCCAAGCCGGUAAACCUUGUACCCCGCGCACGUAUCGUACAAUUGUAAUAUUCGCUGUUACAUCCGCAACAUUUAGAUUUCCGAUCACGGCACCGCGCCGACACGCGCAGCGAAUGCGUGCGCGCGCGCGCGCGUGCGUGCGUGCGAGUACGGCGGGCUCGCGUGCAACUAAUCGCCUACUAUUAUUAGGUAUUAAUAAUCGCGCGUAAUAUCGAAAAGAUAUUCGUCGAAGCGGUCGCAGGUGUAUCGUCGAAGUAGGUGCGCGGGUAGCCAGGACAAGGAUGAAAGCCAACCAGGGCAGGGCAGGGAAAGAAAAUGAUGCGUAAGUCCGAAGAUCGAGUGGGGAGGGGAAUCCCGACCAACGAGAAGAAGGGGGCCGUACGUUUUAUUUGUCUUCUUAAAGUCGCAAAGUCCCAACGCACGCAGAAAAAUCCAGAGGAGGGAAAACGAGGAGGAUGCGGAGGAUGUGGGGAAGCGGUCAGUGCGUGCGAUGUCUCGUCGAUGUCGGUGUCUCCGAUGUGGGAGCGUCGUUCUCCGAAACCUGGCCAGAAAACGAGACGAACGAGAUUGAAGCGGUAAAGGUAACAGAGAUAAAAGAUAGACCGAGAAAUGUUCGCAGGCUUCGAGAUCUUCUAUAGACGAUUCGAGAGUCGCGCGACGGACGAACGAUGGAACGACACAGAGGCAUCGAACCGAAUAUCUCUGGUCCAACUGCUCUGACGCUGCUCUGUCUGAUCGUCGGCCGUGCCUCGAUCGAGUGUGCUCGCAGCGACGUAAAAUCGAAAGAGGAAUUUCUGGAAGACUGCUGCCUCGACGAUGUCGAUCGCACGAAUAAUCGUCGAUGCGGCGCUUUCGAAGAUUCGAACGGCACGUGGGCGAUACCGUACGAUACGAUCGGCAACGAGUCUGCCACGUCGUGCUGCAGAGUCUGCGUACCAUCCGAUUCAACUUUUUCGACCGUCUCGACCGUCUCGACCGUUUCGAAAGAAUUCGAAACGAGAGUUCGGCCGGAGGAAAGGAAAGGAAGAGGAAAGGAGGAAGAACGGUUCGUCGAGGCGAGGAGAGCACGGUCGAACCCGAGGACGAGUCGCAGUUGUUUCGAAUUCUGUGUCUCGGCGAGCGGCGAUCACGGCGAUCGCAACGGAACGAUUCCGCUUCCGGAGGAAGGCAGCGACGGUGCGAACGCGAGCGAUCGGUCGCGCCGGUGCGACAGCGUGUUCAGCUCGCUAAAUUUUUGGGGCGCCAACAUCGUGAUAUUCGCGAACGCGGUUUACAUGGUCCCGUACGUGGUGGUCGUGCUGAUCUACGCGAUAGUGCCGGGCCUGGCCGCGCGGGCGUACGGCAAAGUCGUCCUCUGUUACAACGUAACGCAAAUCGUUCUGAAUCUGAUUCUGAUCGGCGUAGGAUCCUGCGUUCUCUGUCACGUGCCGUUCCCACCGAAGCUCUACGCGUUCGUCGGACUGGCGCUGAUGUUCUUAACGAUAUCCUCGACGUUCUGGCUGUUCAUGAUUUGCGUCGACAUAACGCUGGCGAUCACGAGAUUUCACCGGGCGUCGCCGAUCCGAUCGCAGGAUCGCCGAUCGAAAGAGAAAACGAAAUUUUUAUGGUACGCCGGCUGGACCUGGGGCGCGUCGUUGCUACCUACCGCGCUCGCUUGCGUCGCCCACUUUUCUCGCUUGUUGCCCGAAUCCUCUCCGAUCAGACCGAAUUUCGAGAACGUCGAACACGGCCCGAACCUGCCCGUCCUAUUGUACGUGCUGACGUUCCCGGUGCUUACUUGCCUCGCGAACACCGUUCUCUUCUGCUACACCUCCUACAGGAUGUACGCGAUACAGAGGUCGACGAAGCUGGCAUCCGCGAACACCGCCGCGAAAGAGAACAAGACCAGAAAACGCUAUUUUCUCUACCUGAAUCUCUACCUGUUGAUGGACGCGCCUUGGAUCACGAGCGCGCUGGCCGCCGCUUUCACCGAUCUCUGGCUAUUGAGAUUUUCCCGAGUGAUUCAACCGAUCCUCAUGCUGGUGAGCAUUCUGCCUCCGCAAACGCUAUCGCUCGUCCGCGAUCGUAUCUGCGCUCGGAAAUCGCGCGUCCGCGAUCCGAAACCGGAACCGGAAUCGAACGCGGUUGCGGUUGCGGUUGCGGUUGCGGUUGCGAUCGAGGAAUCGGUCUAAUUCGCGGCGGUCGGUUCAGCUUUUCGGAGACACGAAACCGGAGCGUCGUCCGACUCUGAUUAAUGUUAUUAUAAUACUUAUGUACGAUAUCACAUCGAACCGGAUGAAAAUAAACGGGGUGCAACGGUCGCUUUGAAAA
Molecule: messenger RNA, 5744 nt
Organism: Megalopta genalis
Lineage: Eukaryota; Metazoa; Arthropoda; Insecta; Hymenoptera; Halictidae
Source: RefSeq, a predicted model, not a curated record